Messenger RNA from Kluyveromyces lactis, 1986 nucleotides. RefSeq names its product glycerol kinase (gene GUT1). The transcript has a single exon. Gene Ontology annotation, molecular function: glycerol kinase activity. Gene Ontology annotation, cellular component: mitochondrion. Lineage: Eukaryota; Fungi; Ascomycota; Saccharomycetes; Saccharomycetales; Saccharomycetaceae. The record is from RefSeq and is a predicted model, not a curated record. Gene Ontology annotation, biological process: glycerol-3-phosphate biosynthetic process; triglyceride metabolic process; glycerol metabolic process. Bases 1 to 1986 code for a protein of 661 amino acids.
AUGACUGAGAAAGAGUUAGUUAUUAAGUCCGAUACAGAAAAAGAGGUGGUUCCGUUAGUUGCUGCUAUUGAUGUCGGUACCACAUCUUCACGUGUGAUUCUUUUCAACAGAUUGGGACAAGAAAUUUCCAAGCAUCAGAUCGAGUACAGUACUAGUGCUUCUCAUUCCGCAUAUUCUGCAAGCGGUGAACGAAGAUUGGAAGAGAAUAAGACCAAUGGUUCCAGUAACGAACAAACCAUCUUCAGCGCGGAAGGUAUUGCUAUUGAGGCCACGGAGUAUCUUGAGAUCGAGGAUCUAGAAAAAGAUGUAGAACCUACGUUAAGGUUCCCAAAACCGGGAUGGGUCGAAUGUAAACCAAUGAACAUUUUGGAAAACGUGGUUCAAUGUUUCGCAGCAAACUUGAUUACAAUGGAUCGCGUAAACGGCGAUAGAGUCUCUAAUGGUCUACCGCCUUAUCGCAUCAAGUGCAUAGGUAUUGCUAACAUGAGAGAAACAACUUUAGUAUGGUCAAAGAAGACCGGGAAACCUUUAAUCGAUUACGGUAUUGUAUGGAACGAUGUUAGAACCACAGAGAUAGUUCAAAAGAAAAAAGAUGAGACACCAGAAGAGUACCAAGAACAUUUAAGGGAAUUAACUGGAUUACCAUUGUUCUCUACAUAUUUCUCCUGUUCCAAACUUCGCUGGUUAUUAGAUAAUAUCCCUGAAGUUACCAAAGCUUACGAAGAAAAUGAUUUGGUCUUCGGCACUGUCGACACCUGGUUGAUUGCCAAUUUGACCCACAACAAUGUUUUAGUUACCGAUGUCACUAAUGCUUGCAGGACAGGGUUCAUGAAUUUAAAUACUAAGGAUUACGACGAUGAAUUGCUCGAUUAUUGGAACAUCGACAAGGCAAAGAUUCAUUUGCCAAAGAUUGUUUCAAGUUCUGAGUACUACGGUAAUUUUGUAGUUCCAGAAUGUACCAAGAAAUCUUUGACGUCCACAGCAUGGGAUCUUCUAUCAGCAUUUUCGCAAAGAGUUCCUCCAGUGCCAAUACAAGGUUGUCUUGGUGACCAAAGCGCAUCUUUGGUGGGUCAGCUUGCAUUCAAACCAGGCUCUGCCAAAUGUACUUACGGUACAGGUUGUUUCCUUUUGUAUAACACAGGAACUACUAAAUUGAUAUCAAAGCACGGUGCGCUAACAACAUUUGCAUACUGGUUCCCACAGUUAGAAAAUGAAGAAAACGAUUAUGGUAAACCACAUUAUGCCUUAGAAGGUUCAGUUGCUGUUGCUGGUGCCGUAGUUCAGUGGCUAAGAGACAACUUAAGAUUGAUUCCAAGAGCUGAAGAUGUUGGACCUCUAGCAUCAGCUGUACCAAAUUCCGGUGGUGUUGUGUUUGUACCGGCUUUCAGUGGUUUAUUUGCGCCAUACUGGGAUCCUGAUGCUCGUGCAACUAUUAUGGGAAUGUCACAAUACACAACAGCUUCUCACAUCGCUCGAGCUGCUGUCGAGGGUGUCUGCUUCCAAGCGAGGGCUAUUUUAAAAGCCAUGAGUUCUGAUGCUUUCGGCUCAGAAGAUAAGGACUUUUUAGAAGAAGUUGUUGAUGAAACUUACGAGAAAACUUUACUUUCGACUUUAGCUGUUGACGGUGGUAUGUCUAGAUCAGAUGAAGUGAUGCAAAUUCAAGCUGAUAUCCUAGGCCCCUGUGUCAAGGUAAGAAGAUCUCCAACUUCAGAAUGUACUGCUUUAGGUGCUGCAAUUGCCGCUGCUAUGGCUUUCAAAACAGAUGAAGAACGUAUUUUAUGGAAGAAUCUAAAGGACGUCAAAAAAUGGGUAUUCUAUGGAGGGGUAGAGAAAGGCGAGAAAGCUCCCCCAAGUACCACCAAUGACACGGAUCUGAAGGUCUUUAUAAGCAAGUCUUCGGACAAAAGUAGAAGAAAAGGUUGGAAGAUGUGGGAGACUGCAAUUGAGAAAUCUAAAGGAUGGAUGAAUGAAAUUCAAUUGUCAUAA